Messenger RNA from Balaenoptera acutorostrata (minke whale), 1154 nucleotides. RefSeq names its product ovo like zinc finger 2 (gene OVOL2). Gene Ontology annotation, biological process: regulation of transcription by RNA polymerase II; epidermal cell differentiation. NCBI's taxonomy places the organism in Eukaryota, Metazoa, Chordata, Mammalia, Artiodactyla, Balaenopteridae. Gene Ontology annotation, molecular function: RNA polymerase II cis-regulatory region sequence-specific DNA binding; DNA-binding transcription factor activity, RNA polymerase II-specific. Gene Ontology annotation, cellular component: nucleus. The record is from RefSeq and is a predicted model, not a curated record. The transcript is spliced from 4 exons. Bases 21 to 833 code for a protein of 270 amino acids.
UCCGGGGAGGGGGCCCCACGAUGCCCAAAGUCUUCCUGGUGAAGAGGAGGAGCCCGGGGGUCUCGGUCCGCAGCUGGGAUGAGCUCCCGGACGAGGAGAGGGCAGACACCUACAUCCCAGUGGGCCUGGGCCGUCUGCUCCACGACCCCCCCGAGGACUGCCGCAGCGACGGCGGCAGCAGCAGCGGCGGCGGCAGCAACAGCGCGGGGGAGCCCGGAGGCGCGGAGAGCAGCUCGUCCCCGCGCGCCCCCGAGCCCGGCGAUGGCGAGGUCCCCGGUGGACACCUGGCGGCGAAGCAGCGCCCGGUCGCCAGGUCGAAAAUCAAGUUCACCACAGGCACCUGCGGCGACGACGCGGCGAUUCACACCUGCGACCUGUGCGGCAAGGCCUUCCGCCUGCAGCGCAUGCUCAACCGGCACCUCAAGUGCCACAGCCAGGUGAAGAGGCACCUGUGCAGCUUCUGCGGCAAGGGCUUCAACGACACCUUCGACCUCAAGAGGCACGUGCGCACGCACACAGGCAUUCGCCCCUACAAAUGCGACGUCUGCCACAAAGCCUUCACCCAGCGCUGCUCCUUGGAGUCCCACCUGAAGAAGAUUCAUGGGGUGCAGCAGCAGUAUGCCUACAAGCAGCGCCGGGACAAGCUGUACGUCUGUGAAGACUGUGGCUACACGGGCCCCACCCAGGAGGACCUGUACCUGCAUGUGAAUGGUGCCCACCCGGGCAGCGCGUUCCUCAAAAAGACAUCCAAGAAACUGGCAGCCCUCUUGCAAAACAAGCUGACAUCCACGCUCCAGGGCAAUGCCAACCUGAGCGAGGAGGAGGAGAAGUAGGAGAGGGCGUGAAUGCCAACGCUGCCGCGUGUCCACAGAUUCCCGGUCUUGAGGGCCCCCUGACCCACGGACUCUUUCUGAGUCCAAGUGUUCCGUCCAUCUCUCUGUCCUCUGGGGGCCUCAAUGGGGGGCUCUGUUCCAAGGCUGUCAGUGAUAACAGUGGCUUCAGGCCCCCCGUAACCUGUAUCCUCAGGAACACUGUCACAUGAAUGAAAGCUUGUGGAUGGCUAUGAUCACCGUCUGGGGUUUGGGGUUUUUUUUUUUUUUUUUUAGGAUUUUCACACAUGGAGGCAGGGGUGUUCUUAAGAGAGACACCCCUUG